UCAAAGCUCUUUCGCUAUCUUUGAAAGACCAGAAAAAGUGUUGCUCUUAUUGACUGCGGUUGUGGUCUGUUUUUGAAAUGUGAAUUCCUGAAGGAUGCGAAAGACUGAUGUGUAUUGAGAAAUAGCAAGUGGUGGAUGCUACUACUGAAUUAUACCGAGGCCGGUCGAGAUCAAUUAAAAUUAAGAAACGAAAAAGCAUACGGAAAGCACGACUGAAUGUCACUACCACCGACUAAGCCAAUGGAAUUAAGUGGUGUUGUGUUUUGAGCAGUUCAAUUGAACUUAGUGGAAACGAGAGAAAACAAUAGUGGUUGGGUGGUGAAAUUGAAUUAAAGGUUCAAAUUAAAUUAAACCGUGGUGAACCUUUACUGAAUGCGGAAUUAUUUUCAACAGUGAAGGAAUUCAUACAAAUUGAUUUUGAGACGUUUAAGUCAUUCAUAAUGGUUAUUGUGCAAUCCAACAUUAUCACAUCAAACAGCCGUAUCGGUCUCGAGUGGGACAUCAAUGAUCCGAACGUGCCACCGGUCUGCGAAGCAAACUUGGAUGAUUUUAACGAAUGGAGCGACGGUCACUGCCGCUAUAUCUAUCGCGUGCUGGAUGAGCAGGCCAAACGGCACACUUCCGGAUGGGCUAUGCGCAAUACCAACAACCACAAUGUCAGCAUCCUGAAGAAAAGCUGCCUGGGUGUGUUGGUGUGUUCAGCCCGAUGCGUUCUGCCCAAUGGAGAUAAGAUUACGUUGCGUCCUGCCAUAUGCGACAAAGCCAGACGGAAGCAACAGGGCAAGGCAUGUCCCAACAGGUUGUGUGUCGGCGGUGUUCUGGAAAUUCAACCAUGUCGUGGUCACUGUGGAUAUCCGGUGACGCAUUUUUGGCGCCAUACGACUAACGCCAUCUUCUUCCAAGCAAAAGGUGUCCACGAUCAUCCUCGACCGGAGUCGAAAUCGUCUGGUGAAACACGCAAAAUUUUGGGAAUCGGUCGGCGUGAACGCGUUUUGAAAGCAAUUCAAUCAAAAGUCACUAAGAUUACGAAUGUUAAACAAACCAAAAAAACUACCAAACAGUUUCUGGAAUCGGGCAAAACAUUAUCCAGCAACCAAACCACGCUGAACCAGUUGACUCGUUCGAAUGCUGAAAACUGUUACAGCAUAACAUUCCCCAGUAACUACAAAUCGAAUGCUCAGUGCGGUUACGGAACAGUUACUACAUCGCCCAGUCAGUCGACACAAAUUCAACACUCCGCUCAAGAUUACAACCAAUCGUACUACUACGACAACUCGAGCUUCAUCCAUCCGGAGGAGAUUUUUCAGUUGGAUCAACCCAUUCGGCCCAUCAACAAAUAUCCGAGCAGCUCUAACACCAGUCUGCACACACUGGGAAGCUCACCACCCACAGUGCUCGAUAUGGAAAGUGGUAACAUCUACAAGAACACUCUGGCAAACUCCGAAUAUGGCUGUCGAUACUUCGAUUGCGUGAAGUACGAAACAAACAGCACCGACACAGAUACAGCCAGUCUGACCAGUGGCUCGAGCGUGUUUGAUGACUUCUCCUACUACUCCAGUCCCCAAAUCGAUUAUCACGGAGUCAACACGAACAGCAACAACAACAACGCCACACUCCCUGAUAUGAACAAAAUUAACCUGCGCCUGUGUGACGACAUCAAUUCGUUCUUCAUUGGCCAAUCGAGUUGCGUGUCGCAAAGCAAGCUCACUGAUGAUGGUCCGGCGAACGCCAAUCAGCUCGAGAACUAUUGCUAUGAAAAUUACAGUAACUCCGCAUCACCGAACGCGACGGCAAUGAUGCUCCCAUAUGGUGGUUAUAGUGAAGGAUCCAGUGGAGACGCUCUCGUCCCCACUGCUGCUGGUGUUGAGCAGUCGGCUCCACUUGGUGCCGAAAGCUGGUGGAAUGGUUCCGCGGAAAGUGGCAACAAUAGCAACAAUUACGCAGCAUCAGCAGCAACGGCAGGGGCGGGCGGUUGGAAUCAUCACGAUAUCAUGGCUAAUGGUAGUCUAGAGCAUCAUCAUCAUCAGCAGCAGCAUCAGCAUUACUAUCUAAUGGAACAACAGACAGAUUAUUUGAGUUAAGUGUCCUAUGUAGACACACCGUUGUGUGAUUAAGAUUUGACAAAUUGUUGUUGAAAUGCGACAAUAAAUUAAGGAUGGAUCUAUUUGCUGUUGAAAUGUUUAGUUUGUUGAUCAGGCGGAUGCGCUCACAUGCAGCUAAUCAAAACCAUUGGAUCUUAUCGGAUGCAUUAAGUUUCAACUUGUACCAGUGUAGUAAGACUUACGUUUUAUUUUGAAAAAAAAAAACAUUAUUUAGAUAUUAUUCGUCUGCCCAGUACUGAUUAUAACUGUCUUAGUAAAAGAAAAGUGAAAAUGUUUCCAAAUGUAAUUAGAUGUUAAGAACACGAUGUUUUGUUGGAACAA
Messenger RNA from Malaya genurostris, 2423 nucleotides. RefSeq names its product transcription factor glial cells missing-like. Gene Ontology annotation, molecular function: DNA-binding transcription activator activity, RNA polymerase II-specific; RNA polymerase II cis-regulatory region sequence-specific DNA binding. Gene Ontology annotation, biological process: gliogenesis; regulation of transcription by RNA polymerase II. The record is from RefSeq and is a predicted model, not a curated record. The transcript is spliced from 3 exons. Gene Ontology annotation, cellular component: nucleus. The coding region runs from base 441 to 2081 and encodes 546 amino acids. NCBI's taxonomy places the organism in Eukaryota, Metazoa, Arthropoda, Insecta, Diptera, Culicidae.